GCAUGAUUCAAGCUUGGCUCUCCUCUCCUGCCAAAUCCUUUCACAAUUUUACAUAGAGGAAAAAAAAAAAUCAAAACCUAAUCAGGAAAAUCAGUCACAUUCACUUUUUCUUUUUCUUAUUUCCCUCUCGUCUAGUCAGUAGACUUCCGUAGUUGCUGUACAAGUAUUUGUAUUUCUUCAUCCAUUAUGACGACCCAGUAACAGAAAUUUCGUUCUCUUCGUUCACAUAUAUUCUAUUUAUAGCGUAGAGGGCUUUCAUCUUUUUAGUUCUGUGAACACUCGCUCUGCUUGCUCCGAAGAUGGGCGGUAAGGGCAUCAGUCUCGAAGAGAUCAAAAACGAGACAGUUGAUCUGGAAAGGAUACCCAUAGAGGAAGUCUUUGAGCAGCUGAAAUGUUCAAGGGAAGGACUAAGCGAAGAGGAAGGAAGAAAUCGGCUGAACGUUUUUGGUCCCAACAAACUGGAGGAGAAAAAGGAGAGCAAAAUCCUAAAGUUUUUGGGCUUUAUGUGGAACCCAUUGUCAUGGGUCAUGGAAGCUGCUGCUGUAAUGGCUAUUGCUUUGGCUAAUGGUGGUGGAAAGCCUCCGGAUUGGCAGGACUUUGUUGGUAUCAUUGUCUUAUUGGUGAUCAACUCCACAAUCAGUUUUAUUGAAGAAAAUAAUGCUGGUAAUGCGGCAGCUGCCCUCAUGGCUAAUCUUGCUCCCAAGACUAAGGUUCUCAGAGAUGGCCGAUGGAGUGAGCAGGAGGCUGCGGUAUUGGUUCCAGGAGAUAUCAUUAGCAUCAAACUUGGAGAUAUUGUCCCUGCUGAUGCUCGACUUCUUGAGGGUGAUGCUUUGAAGAUUGAUCAAUCUGCUCUCACAGGAGAAUCUCUUCCUGUCACCAAGAAUCCGUAUGAUGAAGUAUUCUCUGGUUCAACAUGUAAACAAGGUGAGAUAGAGGCAGUUGUUAUUGCCACAGGUGUGCACACCUUUUUCGGUAAAGCUGCACAUCUUGUGGACAGUACCAAUCAGGUCGGACAUUUCCAGAAGGUUCUCACUGCCAUUGGGAAUUUUUGCAUCUGCUCAAUUGCUAUUGGUAUAAUAAUUGAAAUCAUAGUCAUGUACCCCAUACAGAGUCGCAAAUAUAGGCAAGGAAUUGACAAUUUAUUGGUUCUCCUUAUCGGAGGAAUCCCAAUUGCUAUGCCAACUGUUCUGUCUGUCACCAUGGCUAUAGGUUCUCACAGGCUAUCUCAACAGGGUGCUAUCACCAAAAGAAUGACUGCCAUUGAAGAAAUGGCAGGCAUGGAUGUUCUAUGCAGUGACAAGACUGGUACCCUGACCCUUAAUAAGCUAAGUGUUGACAAAAAUCUGAUUGAACUGUUUGCAAAGGGUGUGGAGAAGGAACAUGUUAUCCUUCUUGCUGCUAGAGCUUCAAGGACUGAAAAUCAGGAUGCCAUUGAUGCUGCUAUUGUUGGGAUGCUUGCAGAUCCAAAAGAGGCAAGAGCUGGCAUCAGAGAAGUUCAUUUCUUUCCUUUCAACCCUGUUGACAAGAGGACUGCUCUCACUUAUAUUGAUUCAGAUGGCACAUGGCAUCGUGCUAGUAAAGGGGCACCUGAACAGAUCAUAACCCUAUGCAAUUGCAAGGAAGAUGUUAGGAAAAAGGUUCAUGCAGUGAUUGAUAAGUUUGCAGAACGUGGACUUCGAUCUUUGGCUGUGGCCAGACAGGAAGUUCCUGAGAGAACAAAAGAGAGUCCUGGGGCACCAUGGCAGUUUGUUGGUUUAUUGCCUCUUUUUGAUCCUCCUCGUCAUGAUAGUGCAGAAACCAUUAGAAGGGCUCUCAAUCUUGGUGUCAAUGUUAAAAUGAUCACCGGGGAUCAACUUGCUAUUGCCAAGGAAACUGGCAGGAGGCUUGGAAUGGGAACAAAUAUGUACCCUUCUUCAUCCCUCCUUGGGCAAGACAAGGAUGCUUCCAUUGCUGCCCUCCCUGUGGAUGAGCUAAUUGAGAAGGCUGAUGGAUUUGCUGGCGUGUUUCCAGAGCACAAAUACGAAAUUGUUAAGAAGCUGCAGGAGAGGAAACACAUUUGUGGCAUGACUGGAGAUGGUGUAAACGAUGCACCUGCUUUGAAGAAGGCAGAUAUUGGUAUUGCUGUUGCUGAUGCUACAGAUGCCGCAAGAAGUGCCUCUGACAUAGUUCUUACUGAACCUGGACUGAGUGUUAUCAUAAGUGCAGUGCUUACCAGCAGGGCCAUUUUCCAAAGGAUGAAGAACUACACUAUCUAUGCUGUUUCAAUUACCAUUCGUAUUGUGCUUGGCUUCAUGCUCAUUGCACUUAUUUGGAAGUUUGACUUUUCACCCUUCAUGGUUCUGAUUAUUGCAAUUCUUAAUGAUGGAACAAUCAUGACCAUUUCAAAGGAUCGUGUCAAGCCAUCUCCUCAACCAGACAGUUGGAAGUUGAAGGAGAUUUUUGCUACUGGUGUUGUGCUUGGAACUUAUUUAGCAAUCAUGACCGUAAUAUUCUUUUGGUUAAUGAAGAAAACUGACUUCUUUCCGGAUCGUUUUGGUGUAAGACCAAUUAAAACUAAAGACGAUGAAAUGAUGGCGGCUUUGUAUUUGCAAGUCAGUAUCAUUAGCCAGGCCCUCAUUUUUGUCACAAGAUCCCGUAGUUGGUCAUUUGUCGAACGCCCUGGACUUCUCUUAGUCACAGCAUUUGUUAUCGCUCAAUUGGUAGCAACAUUCAUAGCAGUAUAUGCCAACUGGGGCUUCGCACGGAUACAGGGCUGCGGCUGGGGCUGGGCUGGUGUUAUCUGGCUUUACAGUCUGGUAACAUUUUUUCCUCUUGAUAUAAUCAAAUUUGGAAUCCGCUACAUUCUGAGUGGCAAGGCAUGGAAUACUCUCUUGGAUAACAAGACUGCUUUCACCACCAAGAAAGACUAUGGAAAAGAAGAGAGAGAGGCACAAUGGGCAGCUGCUCAAAGAACUUUACAUGGCCUUCAACCGCCUGAAACAACCAACCUUUUCUCUGAUAAGAGUAGUUAUAGGGAGCUUUCUGAGAUUGCUGAGCAAGCCAAGCGACGUGCUGAGAUGGCAAGGCUAAGGGAGUUGAAUACUUUGAAGGGGCAUGUUGAAUCAGUUGUGAAGCUGAAGGGACUUGACAUAGAUACAAUUCAACAACAUUAUACAGUUUAAACGAGAGCUCUUAAGAGAUGUCUCAAAUGCCGUUAAAGCUCUGUUCUUAAUUUAUAAUGACGAAGAUGGCCUAAGCAAACCUCUCUUCUUUUUACUUUUUAAGUCUAGAUUAGUUGAUAUUUCCUCUAUGCCGAAAUUUGGGUUGAUGUAACUUUGAAUCUUCUCUCCUUGUCCUCUGGUUUAAGCAGGAAAGGAAUGAACCGAUUCUCUCUUUUAUAGCAUCAGUUGAAUGGUUGAAGUUUUUCUUCAA
Mangifera indica (mango) is the source of this 3411-nucleotide messenger RNA. RefSeq names its product plasma membrane ATPase. Gene Ontology annotation, molecular function: P-type proton-exporting transporter activity; ATP hydrolysis activity; ATP binding. Gene Ontology annotation, biological process: regulation of intracellular pH; proton export across plasma membrane. The record is from RefSeq and is a predicted model, not a curated record. Bases 300 to 3161 code for a protein of 953 amino acids. Lineage: Eukaryota; Viridiplantae; Streptophyta; Magnoliopsida; Sapindales; Anacardiaceae. Gene Ontology annotation, cellular component: plasma membrane. The transcript is spliced from 16 exons.